Actinia tenebrosa (Australian red waratah sea anemone) is the source of this 1590-nucleotide messenger RNA. RefSeq lists its product as uncharacterized. Lineage: Eukaryota; Metazoa; Cnidaria; Anthozoa; Actiniaria; Actiniidae. The record is from RefSeq and is a predicted model, not a curated record.
AUGACUUCUCCGGCUGAGAUUAUUGAAGAAUUGAAUCCAACCGAUGUGGUUGUUAGUGUGGCUGAUCCACUAACUUCCUCUACCACGUCUCAAGUGCCUUUAAACGUCUCAGCAGCUUUGGCCGUACCGGCGAUAGAAGAUUCGGUGGUUACGGUGUCUUCGGCGGGAGCGCCACGUUCUUCUGUGGGAAAGUCUUUAAACCAAACCGAAACUCAGCAGGUUUCGGAGGGAAUUUUUAAAGGCAUCAAGUGCGACUCGCCAUCGCCCCCUAGACAAAUGUUCAAAAAUCAUCGAUCUUGUGACCGAUUUCAAGAAUUUAUCUCGAUAACUCUCGCUGAUCGCAUCCGUUCAGGCGCUGUUCGGACUUGGGGCGAGGUUGGGAAGGUCGAUUCCCCUUGGCUGGUCUUACCUUUAACGGUCGAACCUAAUAAGCCUCGUUUGUGCGUGGACRCAAGAUUCCUAAACUUGUGGAUGGGGGAUACGCCUUUCAAUYUCGACACCCUGGUGUCAGUCCCCCAGUUUGCGUACCCUGGUUCAUACCUUUCGAAGAUAGAUGACAAAUCGGGGUAUGAUCAURUUCUUCUGUCAGAGGACUCCCAACAGUACYUUGGGGUCGAGUGGAAGGGGUGGUGGCUUGUUGGAACCACACUCCCGUUCGGUUGGAAAAACUCUCCGUUCGUCUACCAGUCCAUUGGUCUAAGUUCAACCACAUUCCUCCGGGAAAGAGGCAUCACCUCUUSCCUAUACAUCGAUGACCGGUUGUUAGGCGAAAUCUAUAGUGAGGAGGGAAGAUGGUCUCGCAGAUUGGAGAUAAGAGAUGAYGACUUUAGCCGGGAAGCGGCGGUGGCGRCGUUGUACGUGACUUGCGCAGUGUUGUUAGGUUUAGGCUAUUUUCUUGGCCUUAAGAAGUGCAUACUUUUACCCACUGUCAAAAUUCAAUUUCUCGGAAUGAUCAUUGAUACACAGGCGCAAGCAUUCUCAGUCCCACGAGAUAAGCGUGUUAAGUUUGCAGAGUUACGAGAGGCCAUCUUAUCGUGCAAAGAGUCGACGUCUCUGRAAUCUAUACAAAGACUUAUGGGAAAAUGCUCAUCGUUUUCUUUGGCAUUCCCCSGGGCUAGAUUUUACAUUAGAGAAAUGGCUGCGUCCAUCGGGAAGGCAAAUCGUGGCUCAGAGGUGACUUUAUCAAGGGAUCUAAGGAAGGAGAUAGAAUUCUGGCGAUUYUUAGACUCCUGGAACAGGUUCAUCCCUUGGAGACAAGAGAGACAUGUGUCGCUAAGGAUGUCAACUGAUGCUUCCUCUUUCCGCUGGGCUGCAACAUUGCAUCUUGCCUCCGGUGACGAAGAGCUAGGCGAUUACUGGAGCGAGGAUUUGCGCAAGGAGCAUAUUAAUGUGAAGGAAUUUUACGCUGUGUUGCAAGCGAUUAGGUCUCUUCCCGACUCAGUCACUGACUGCAGGGUAGAUGUGAAUGUCGACAACCAGGGGACGUGGCCCCAAGUCACUCAAGUUAACAGAGGUGGCUCGCCAACUGUUUCACGCGACCACGGAAAGAAACUUAUCACUCCAUAUGGUUUACGUUCCUUCAGGUGCUAA